CACGAGAGCCGGAUCGCCGGUGAGCAGUGCGAAGAGUGAGAGACAAGUGUGAGAAGAAAGACGAAAGAAGACGAGAAAGAAGGAGAGCAGGGGACCGUGCUUCCCUCUGCACUAAUGGACCAUAAGGAUAUUUAACCAUUUGCCCGGGGAGCGCACAGACACCGCAGUCCAUGCCUCUGCCUUGCCAGGUCAUUGAUGGGAAAUCAACUGGAUCGGAUCACCCACCUGAACUACAGCGAGCUGCCCACGGGGGAUCCGUCCGGGCUAGAGAAGGACGAGCUGCGGGUCGGCGUCGCCUACUUUUUCUCUGACGAAGAGGAGGAGGUGGACGACCGCACUCCGUCUGAUUGCGGUUUCACCAAGGACCACAGCCCGACCGAGGAGGGACCCUUCUCGUUCAGCGAGGUGGAGUACUCUGCGUUCUGCUCCCAGGAAUGCAUCUUCUCCAAGCUGCGGGAGAACGAGGACUUGAAUGUGUACUCGGCCAAAACUUUGCUGACUAUGUGCAAACCGGGGGACCUGCUGGAGCUGGUGGCCACCGCGCAAGCCCCCCACUGGGCCAUCCACGAGCAGGACGACCAGGUCAUUCACCUGCACAAGGGCGAGAUCCGCAAGGACAGCCUGCUUGAGAUCAGCAACGGUCGCCACGGGAGGAUAGUCAACAAUCGGUACCGGUACCGGCCGCUUCCUCCUGACCUGGUGAUGCAGAACGCAGUGGGACACCUGGGCCUGAGCAGCGAGGAGAUAUGCUGGACCAACUCAGAAAGUUUCGCAGCCUGGUGUCGCUUUGGCAAACGGGAGUUCAAAGCCGGGGGAGAGGCGCACUCAGCGGAGCAGCAAUAUUUCCUCAAGGUGCACCUGUCCGGCAGCGGGGUGCACACGCUGGUCUUUCGCAGCCUGGAGGACAUGAUCCGGGAGAGGAGGCGAGUGGACGCAAGUGGUAUUCUCAAAGAGCUGUCUUUGGUUAACGGGGACAAGGAGUAAUCAGGGAUUCCGUUUGAUAUCCUCUCCUCCACCCCCCUCCCCCCAGCUGCCUCCUCUCGCCAAUGCGCACGGACGCACAGUUUUUCUCACACACAAACGUACUCCCACACACGCACACAGCAAGCACACAGAUGCACACACAUGCAAGGACCUGUUGGUUUCGGACUGUUUGUUUGUCAAGGAUGGACCCAGGGCUGCGUCUGGACCACAGGCGCUCUGUGGAAUUCCCAUCAAAUUGCAGUGUUAAAAACUGAGAGAGCGGCCAUAUAAACAGACAACGCCCCUUCAGAUUAGAAUUCGUGCUUAGUGGGACACACGAUUUCUACUAAACCCAUUGCCCCGAACAGCGAAAUCACCUCAACAACCCGCACAUAGCGCACACGGCUCGGUUUGGUUUUCUGUUUAAUUUCUCGGGAUAAUGGAAUUGGCCCCUUCGCUGAACAGGGCGCCUGCUGCGGCAGACCAGACGAUGAGACCCGGAGGGGAAGAAAUGGGGGGAAGAUGAAAGAUAGGCUCUGGGAUGGCUCUCGAAAAGUCUCCCUUCUAUUUUUUUACUGUUAGCUUUAAGACCGGAACUGAUCAUAACAAAGAUCCAAGCCACUAAUUCAUAGACCUCUGACAGUCCCAGAUGGCUACGCAGUUGCCUAAACAAAGCAUUUUGGCUUGUUCAAGCUCCCCUUUUGCCAUAUGAAGAGUACUGUCAUUCUCACAAUGCUGUCAUCCUGAUCCACAGCACUGGAUGUAUGUGUAAAUUGUAUUCAUAUAUUGAUUUCAAUUUGAGUCCCUUAUUUUUGUAUUUAAGUUUAGUGGAUUUAACCCUGAUCUCUUUUUUGGUUCAAAUAAAUGGAGGUUGAAAUAUGAAAAUAA
Molecule: messenger RNA, 1851 nt
Organism: Xiphias gladius (swordfish)
Lineage: Eukaryota; Metazoa; Chordata; Actinopteri; Istiophoriformes; Xiphiidae
Gene: lratd1
Product: LRAT domain containing 1
Exons: 2
Coding region: 196-984 (262 amino acids)
Source: RefSeq, a predicted model, not a curated record